GUAACUCUGCAGUGGCCAGUGUGCGCUCUGCUCUCGGGUAACGCCCCCUCUGCGCUCCUGCAGUCUGAAUGAAGUGUCAGAGGGCGCGUGUAUGAAAGUCAGAGGAGCUUUCGUUCUCAGCCGCAGUCUCUCUGUGUAUCUCCUCCACUCCGAUGUCUUUCCUGACCAAAGCGCUCGUUUCUGCCCGGUGGCUCUCCGAGGCGCUGCGGGCGCGCGGCUCCACCGUGCGCGUGCUGGAUGCCUCGUGGUUCCUGCCGAAACUCGGCCGAGAUGCCAAGAGCGAGUUCAGAUCCCGCCACAUCCCGGGCGCCUCCUUCUUCGACCUGGACAGAUGCAGCGACCGCAGCUCGCCGAUGGACCACAUGUUGCCGCCGGCCUUCGCCUUCGCCGACUUCGGGAGCAGGCUGGGCGUGACCCCCGGCUCUCACGUGGUCGUGUACGACCGUAGCGAGCACGGCGCUUUCUCGUCCCCGCGCGCCUGGUGGAUGUUCCGUGUGUUCGGCCACUCGGACGUGUCCGUGCUGGACGGCGGUCUGCAGGCUUGGAUCAGAGACGGACAGCCGGUGGAGGAGGGCAAGGCCCGGAAGCACGAGCCUACAGAGUUCACCGCCACGCUGAACCGCGCGUGGGUCAAGACGUACCAGGACAUCCUAGACAACGUGGAGACCAAGGAGUUCCAGCUGGUGGACGCGCGGCCUGCCGGGAGAUUCAGAGGCACUGACCCGGAGCCCAGAGACAACACUGAACCCGGCCACAUCCCCGGCUCCAUCAACAUCCCUUUCACUACUUUUCUGGCUCCCUCUGGCAUGUUUCUUCCUCUGGAUCAGCUGAGGGCCGUAUUCCAGCAGGCCGGAGUGGACCUGCAGCGACCGCUGUGCGUGACCUGCGGCUCGGCCAUCACCGCGUGCCUCGCUGCCCUGGCGGCCCACCAGUGCGGCCAUUCAGACGUUUCGGUGUAUGACGGAGGCUGGAUGGAGUGGUACACACGAGCUGCUCCUGAGCUUGUGAUCUCAGAGGGUCGAGGGAAACACCUGUGAUGGACUGAGAGAAGUGCUCAGUGGGUAUGAGCUUAAUGGAUGUCUCAGUUUACUGCUUUUCUACAAAUGAGGUGCUGGUGCUGAUACCAAGGAAACGGUUUUAGGUGACCGUUCGGCCAAAAGUCGAUUUAUACAGUUGACCCCAAAUAUAGUCGAUCAACUGAGAUGUGUUUGGUGUCAGAAGCUUAGCAGUAUAGCUGCAGAGAUAAUGUAGCAAACAAGUAAUGGGAGCAAAGAGCAACCAGUUACCAUUGUUCAAACAUGUUGAGAUCAUCACACUGGAUUCAAGCUGUGCUGAGUAAUCUCAGAUAGACUUAUGUGUAAGGUUUCUGACACUCUUUGACAUAUAAAAAUGGACAAAAUAUCAACACAACUCAGAUGUCAACAUGGAUGCUGCUGCUGUUUUUAGCUAUACAAUGUACUUUUUGCUAACAGCAAAGCAAAAGAAGCAAACUUCAGACACCUAACAUGUCUUGGCUGAUCGAGAAACUGUAAGUAUGAUUUCUGGCGAAUUUUUUUCUUUAAGAACCAGGUAAGCAUUGGUAUGAAGUUUGGCCUUUCCAGCCAGACGAUGGCACAUGAGAACCUUGAAACUCUCUUUUAUACAACCUGAAAACUCAUUCCUUCUUCUUUGUGUCUUCUAAGCAUUUAAAAGCUCUAGAAGCUAAGAAAAGCUCUGAAAGCUAAACGUAGCCCGAAAAAUGGUUUUGUUCAUAGAUGACUAUUUAUAGAUGGAGCUGCAGAACCCAGUGCCUUCUGCACCUCACUGCCUCCAACCUUUGAACCAAAGAACAGAGAUUAUAGGGCUGUCCCUCAGUGUUUUCUGUCUUAUCUCUCUCUUUUUUUGCCCCUCUGUCUAUGUCUCUCUAUCUUGAUUGUUUCAUUAACAUUCAAUUGUAAUUAGAUUAGUCUUUAUUGACAUUGAAAGCAGUGGCUCAGCAAAAGAUCAAAGAUUCUUCCACUUACCUCAGAUGGUGCCUAAAUUCUAAUCUACGAAGUUAACAUUGCUUACGAACAGUAGUAGUCACCCAAAUCUUUUUAUUUUGGAGAACAGGUGUUGCACCGAAUUCUGUCCCACUCUUCACAGAUUUGCACAUGUAUGGUUGCUGCAGAUUACGUUUGCAACUUGUAUUGUUUAUUUUUGAACUAACUGUUGAAUCUUAAAAUUUGAGUUGAAGAUCUAUUUAACAGAAAUGGUGAUUGUAAUGUCUGUAUGCCUGUGAGCAGUAAGGUUUUGUUCAUUUUUUAAGUGAGCAGUAAGUCAUACUGUGUCCUAAACCACAUCGGGAGGCCUGUAUAACCUUAUUGAAGACCUGGUUGAGGUUUGAGCACAUUGAGAAAACUUUUGGGGAUGUAUUUACAGAAAAGAUUUGGGUGACUAUUGAGUUCUAGUGUUUGUUGGCAAUGUUGGCCUCAUAGCUACAGUAGCAAAAUUUGGACACCAAACACAUCUUGGCUGAUCAACUAUACCUGGAGAAAGUGGAAAAUUGUGUUAAAUAUAUUUUAUAUCAGAACAUUCCAAGUGGUGAAGCCUUAAGUUCAACUUGAUUCAAAUGUGCACAUCAUUUCCACAGGAAUUAAAUGUUUUACACCAAUACAGUUUUUCCUAAAGUAAAUAAACUGAAAAAUAAACUUGUGUUGAUUCCCUGUAUUUUAUUUCUGUGGAAUGAUGGGCACAUUCACAUCAACUAAAUUUGGUGCAUCAGUUAUUUUCAGUGCAAUUACACUAAAUAAUGUGUGAAGUAUUAAAGAUCCUGAGAAAUUACAGGACAAUCCUGUCAAGAAAGGGCUACAACCUUAGUUAGAUAAAAGUGACUAGUUACUAAAUAGACCUUCUCAUAUGAAGAAUAAUUUGAUUAAAUCUUUUAUCACAAAUCAGUUUAUUUGAAAAUGUAAUCUUUCUUAAUGGGCAUAUAUUGUGGAAAAUGUUCCUCACUUUCUUGAAAUAAGAAUUUGAUGUAGGAUGUAAACAACAUCUCAAAACAAACAGUUCACUGCCCACUCCAUACAGUCUGUAUAUAGAAACUGGGCUGCAAAAACCGCCUGUUUUGAAUUCAAUGUUUCUAUGACGUCACAGAAAUAAACACAUUUACUAAUACGUCUAUUCAGCCCAAAGCCGUUUAGCCCUGCCCAUUCAUGUUCAGUUAUAAGGAGUGUUUCAGCCUGGGCUGCUUUUUGAUUGGCUGUUUGGUAUUGUGCCUCAAUCAGAAUAGAUCUAAUUCACAUUUACAACUUAAAGGCACAAAACCAAAACCAACCUGUUUACUUGAAAGGGAUGUAAAAUGGUCAGCCUAUAAUGAUUUGCUACUACUUUUGCUACAUAAACCCUCACAAAUGUUCUAAAUGGACCUGGGAAAAAAUAAAAAGCAAGACAAAUGUAGGAUAUGGACCUCUUAAUAUCCUAAUUUUCUUAUUUGCUGCUUUUAUGUCACACCAUUCAGUCGUUUAAUAAAAAGCAACACCACCAGCUAGAUUUCAAACCAGAAUUGUCCCAGUAUUAUCAUAACAGAUGACUUAGGCAUUAACACUUUGUUCUGGGGUUCUUGGUAUGAAAUGAAAAUGAACUAAUGUACUGUAUGAGUAAUGCAGUGGUGCUUUCUCCUGUGAGGUGUGGUUCAAGCUGUAUCUUAAAGUGCCUUCCUACUGAGCAUUCAGUAAUUGGUGUAGCAGGACCACCCAGACCACCCCCCUCUACAGGGAUGAUAACAGGGUUCAGUGUGUUAUCUUCCUCAGGAACAUGUACAGGCCUUACGAGAUACCAGCCAUUGAAGUGGGAGCACCCUGUUCACACAUACGCACACACACACACCCACCCAAAACAGUUUUCACCUGCAAAUGUUGCACAUGUUAUCUUGGAUACAAUUUCAGACUGUGUGUAUAUGCAAACUGUUUGAAUAAAACCCUUUGUAUUUAUUAA
This is a messenger RNA of Pygocentrus nattereri (red-bellied piranha), 3954 nucleotides long. RefSeq names its product 3-mercaptopyruvate sulfurtransferase-like. Lineage: Eukaryota; Metazoa; Chordata; Actinopteri; Characiformes; Serrasalmidae. The transcript has 2 exons. The record is from RefSeq and is a predicted model, not a curated record. Gene Ontology annotation, molecular function: thiosulfate-cyanide sulfurtransferase activity. Gene Ontology annotation, biological process: transsulfuration. Bases 153 to 1037 code for a protein of 294 amino acids. Gene Ontology annotation, cellular component: mitochondrion.